CCAUUUUCCUUCAUAGGAGCUUUUUUUCUGUGCAUAUAUGAGUACAUUGAGGAUCUAAUUGACUUCAUCUUUUUAUCUGUAUUAACUGCAUUUUAAAAUAUUUUGUAUGUUGGGAAGUGGCUGACUGAAAAUGGCAAAUGUAAAUUACACUGUACAUGGCUUUAUAAUCACUGGAUUUGAUCACCUGCAGAACCAAAAGCUCCUUGGAUUCCUCAUCUUAAUAACCUACAUGCUCAUAUUGCUUGGGAACGGAAUCAAUUUGUGUAUUAUCUUGACUGACAGACAUUUACACAAACCAAUGUACAUAUUAAUCUGUAAUCUAGCUGUUGUUGACAUAAUGUUCUCCUCUAGCUGCAGCACAACCAUGAUCUCAGUGCUGCUGGCUGAGAUUAAAACUAUUUCAUACUACUCUUGCAUCUCAAGUAUGUACUUCUAUCAUCUUGGUGAUAUCACAAUAUGCAUGGCUCUAACAUUAAUGGCAAUAGAUCGACUUAUUGCAAUAAUGCUUCCAUUAAGAUACCACAACAUUGUAACUAAUUCACGAACAUGUCUUCUUAUUUUUCUGACUUGGCUCAUUGGUUUCGCUGUUAUAGGUUUUAUGUCAUCAGUGGUAGACAGUGUUCCAUACUGUCGUCAGCCUGUCAUCAGAUAUGUGUUCUGUGAUCAUCCUUCCCUGAUCAGAGCAGCUUGUGUUGAUCCUGAACCAUAUUUUUUCAUACCUGUAAUGAUAAGUCUGUGGCUACUGUGUGGACAGUUUCCUUUUAUUCUGUGUACAUAUGCUGUCCUGGCAUAUAGUGUGACUAAACUGUCCAACAACUCAAGCAAAAAACAAAUGAUCAGCACUUGCUCCAGUCACCUCAUUGUCUUGUUUAGUUAUUACGCACCAAAGCUGGUCUCUAUUUUACUAACUCGUAUAGGAGUUGUGCUAAAUUUAACAGAGCGAAAUGCAAUUUUGAUUGUAGCCUCUCUAAUCCCUCCAUUAAUAAAUCCCACUGUUUAUUGUACCAGAACUAAAGAGAUCAGGAAACGAUUAGCAGAUGUAUUUUUGCACAAGAAAAUAGUACCACAUCAUUUAAAGUUAAUUUCAAUAGCUUUAUUAUCUUAA
Messenger RNA from Cyprinus carpio (common carp), 1105 nucleotides. Its product is annotated as olfactory receptor 10G4-like. Gene Ontology annotation, molecular function: olfactory receptor activity; G protein-coupled receptor activity. Gene Ontology annotation, biological process: G protein-coupled receptor signaling pathway. Lineage: Eukaryota; Metazoa; Chordata; Actinopteri; Cypriniformes; Cyprinidae. The record is from RefSeq and is a predicted model, not a curated record. Gene Ontology annotation, cellular component: membrane.